CCACCUUGCAGAAAGAUCGACGCGCAGCAUUUUUCCAUGUGGAGUCGAGAAUUAUUCAGAGCCGGCCUGCUUCUCUUUCUUUAACAAUUCACGUUUUAUCGAACAUAAAAAUUCUUGUUCCAAGUUAAUUGCAGCUAAGCAAAUUUAAGUUAUAUAUUUAAUCAAGUUGAGCGACAGUCGCUCUGGUCCCGCGUUUUUUGACAGUUGAAAUAGCCAAAAUCGAAAUAGCAACACAGCAUCAGCAACGCGCAGACAAAGGGGAAACAGACACGCAUAGUGACUGCUCGGUAUUGUCUAUAUUUACACAUACAUACGCACCAUAGAAAGCUAAGCGAUUACGAAAAAUUUCCACACAUUCGCGCCCUAACAGCUACGGCAUUUACACGAAAUCGAAAGUAAGAGCGCAAAAAUGACUUCAGACAUAACACGCCAACUAAUUGUUAUCUUGGAGAAGACGGUCUCACCAGACAAAAAUGAACUGCUCUCGGCAAAGAACUUCCUGGAACAGGCUGCCGCCAGCAACCUGCCGGAGUUUCUCAAAGCACUGUCUAAAAUCCUUGUGGAUACAACAAACAGCGCCGUGGCGCGCAUGGCAGCUGGCCUUCAAUUAAAGAAUCAUUUGACGAGCAAGGACGAGCAGAUCAGUCAACAGUAUCAGGAGCGCUGGCAUCAGUUUCCCGAGGAAACGCGAGAGCUAAUCAAAAACAAUAUACUUGUCGCCUUAGGCACUGAGAAUACGCGACCGUCUUGCGCGGCCCAAUGCGUUGCUUAUGUGGCUGUUAUUGAGUUGCCCAUCAAUCGCUGGGGCAUACUCAUACAGACGCUGGUCAACAAAGUUGUUCAUGAGGGCUCCAGCGAAAUGCACCGAGAGGCUGCGCUUGAGGCAAUCGGUUACAUUUGCCAGGAUAUCCAAUAUGGUGUACUUGAAAACCAGUCCAAUCAGGUGCUUACGGCCAUCAUACAUGGAAUGCGCAAGCAAGAGCCCAGCAACCAUGUCAGAUUGGCUGCAACGACGGCGCUGCACAACUCGCUCGAGUUUACCAAGGCCAAUUUUGAAAAGGACAUGGAACGAAACUUCAUCAUGGAGGUGGUGUGUGAGGCCACACAGUGCACAGACACACAGAUUUGUGUUGCUGCCUUGCAGUGCUUAGUAAAGAUCAUGUCACUGUACUACCAAUUUAUGGAGCCCUACAUGGCUCAGGCACUAUUCCCUAUAACCUUGGAGGCCAUGAAGUCGGACAAUGAUGCAAUCGCUCUCCAGGGAAUUGAGUUCUGGUCGAAUGUGAGCGAUGAGGAAAUCGAUCUUGCCAUCGAGAGCCAAGAGGCCACCGACCAGGGUCGGGCACCACCGCGUGUCUCUAAGCAUUAUGCACGAGGAGCUCUCCAGUUCUUGACGCCGGUCCUAGUUGAGAAGCUCACCAAUCAAGACGAAUGCGACGAUGAAGACUCCUGGAGUCCGGCCAAGGCUUCCUCAGUAUGUCUGAUGCUGUUAGCCACCUGCUGCGAGGACGAAAUUGUGCCGCAUGUCUUGCCGUUUAUCAAGGAUAAUAUCGAAUCGCCCAAUUGGCGCUAUCGCGAUGCUGCAGUCAUGACUUUUGGCUCAGUUCUCAAUGGAUUGGAAAUUAACACGCUGAAACCACUUGUUGAGCAAGCGAUGCCCACUCUGAUACGCCUAAUGUACGAUUCCAGCGUCAUAGUUCGCGACACCACGGCCUGGACUUUUGGCCGUAUAUGCGACAUUAUUCCAGAAGCAGCCAUCAACAAAACAUAUUUACAAACGUUGCUCGAGUGCUUCGUCAAGAGUCUUAAGUCGGAGCCGCGCGUGGCCGCAAAUGUGUGCUGGGCUUUUAUUGGUUUGUCAGAUGCCGCCUACGAAGCUGCCGUCACCAAUGAAGGCGACACACCUGAAUCAUAUGCAUUGUCGCCUUACUUUGAGUUCAUUAUCACACAGCUGUUGGAAGCCACCGAUCGGUCAGAUGGUGCUCAGGCCAAUUUGCGGAGUGCUGCCUACGAGGCCUUAAUGAACAUGAUUAAGAAUUCACCUCUGGAUUGCUACCUGGUCGUACAGCACACCACCAUUGUUAUCUUGGAACGUCUAAACCAGGUUAUGCAGAUGGAGAAUCACAUCAGCAACCACAGCGAUCGCCGUCACUUUAAUGACCUGCAGUCUCUGCUAUGUGCUACGCUGCAGAGCGUUCUGCGAAAGGUGCGCGAAGAGGAUGCUCCACAGAUUUCGGACGCCAUUAUGACCGCACUCCUCACCAUGUUUAGUUCAAGCGCAGGCAAAUCAGGUGGUGUUCAAGAGGAUGCCUUUUUGGCUGUCUCCACGCUGGUUGAGCUACUGGGCUUCCAAUUUGUCAAAUACAUGCCAGCCUUUAAAGAUUUCCUAAUCAUGGGACUAAAGAAUCAUCAAGAAUACCAGGUUUGCUGUGCUUCCGUUGGACUAACUGGUGACAUUUGUCGUGCCCUAAAGCAUCUAAUGGUGCCCUACUGCGAUGAAAUAAUGUCCGUAUUAAUGAACGUUCUGUCCGAGCCGAACCUUCAUCGCAGCGUAAAGCCGCAAAUUCUAUCUGCUUUUGGGGACAUGGCGUUGAGCAUUGGGAGCGAGUUUCUCAAGUAUUUAAAUGUAGUUUUGGAUAUGCUAAGGGCAGCUUCCAAUUUGCAGGUGGAUUCCACCAACUCUGACAUGAGCGAAUACAUUAAUGAACUACGGGAGAGUGUUCUAGAGGCCUACACCGGUAUCAUUCAAGGUCUUAAGGGAGUUGAACAAACGGCCAAUCCGGAUGUAUUUCACAUGGAACCUCAUCUGGUACACAUUAUUGGCUUUAUAAAGCGCAUUGCACAAGAGGGUGAAGUCUCGGACUUGAUGAUGGCAAGUGUAGCCGGCUUCAUUGGGGACUUAUGCACUUCUUUCGGUCCACGUCUCUAUCCGCUGCUGGAUGAUGUGAUCAUCACUCAGUUCCUGGCUGAAGGCAAACGUUCAAAGGGCCAACGUACCAAAUUGUUAUGUACAUGGGCGGUCAAGGAGAUCAAGAAGAUUAACAGUCAGGUUAUAGCCCAGUAAUUUGGUCUUUUAGUUGUUAAUAUGUUCCCACCCCCAAUGUAUGUACGCAGCCAAACUGUUGCAGUGUGAAUCUGAGGUAUGUGGAUGUCUGAACUGAAACUAUAUAUGGUUUGUGAUUGAAGUGCUAUUAAGGAGAGAACCCACUCCUUAUAUGAAACUUCAAAUGCGCGCGUGUGUGGCGUGUUGUGUGAUAUUACUAAAUGUAAGUUUUUUCUAGAGAUCAGUAAGCGAACUUCAAACAUAAAACGAAUGACUUUAGCUAUAAGCAAAUUUCAAAGUGGACGAUGUACCAAAAUUAAAUUGAUAAACACCAAAAAAAAAAAAGAGAAAAGAUUUUAAACGGACGCCAAUUCAAUAUACAAACUGAAUAAAUCCCAAUUUUUGAAAAAUAUAAAAGGGAAGAAACCACAAAACAAACAAUUAUUCUUACAACAUGAAAUUGUCAUUGAUUCAAUAUUCAUAGUAGCGCCUAAUUAUUUGCAAUUAAUUUUAAAUACAAAAACAAUAUGCAAAAAUAUGAAACAAAACGAAUACAGUAACAACCAAACAACUACCUGCAGCGUCAUAUUGUAUUGUAUAUAUAUAUAGUUAGACAAACUAACUAACAACUAAACUAAACUAACGAAAACGGACCAGGGUAACACUACAGUACUUCACUUUACAUACUACAUAUAUACAUUACAUAGAAAUAAAAAGACAACAGAAUAGGACUGUUUAGGACGUAACCAAAAACACGACGCUUGUUUAUUAAAAUGAUUGAAAUCAUUUUUAUCUUUCAUCACGCUCACAUGUACAUACUUAUGAGGACUAUACAAGAACGAAAUCGAUUCGGACAUACGAACAUUUACACAAUAUACGAAGAACAUAAUUGAAACAAGAAGAAAUCCUAACAAAAUUAAAUGUUAACAAGGAAUCCCGUUUAAAAUCUUUUGAGAAUUCUCUGCACCCUAUCAAAAUGUAAGAAUAUCUUUCGGGAACCUUAAAGAAAAGUAAAUUCCGAAAUAUAUUCGAAAACAAAUUUAGUUUCUGCUUUGACAAAGCUAAUGCCAUUUGAUUUAAUUGCGAGUCUUAUUUGUUCUUAAGUACAUACAAAAAGUAUAUUAUAUUCACGAUUGGCAUUAGAUUAAAUCAAAUUAUCACACAGCCGUCCAAAAGUCAAAGUUCAGUUUUUUUUUUUUUGCUUCUUUCCAAAUAAUGCAUACAUCCAUUUAUAUUUGAAUACACAACAAUUUGAAUUGCCAAAAUAAUUAUAUUAGUAUUACUACCUUCAAAUGUAACUACGGAUGGCGGAUGAUUUGUUAAUGUAACUCUGCCGCUUCAAUCCCCGGAUUAAACAUCGUGUAUGAGAACUAUGUUUGAGAGCUAACGCGCCCCAAUGGAACUUGGAGGUUUAUUGGAUACAGUGUGAACACGUAAUUUUUGAUGAUUGAUGAACUUGUGCGCUAGUGUGAUGAUUAAAUAUGACAAAUGAUGUAUUGUAAAGUUAAGCGUGUCUGAAAGUGAUGCAGAGAAAUUUUCUGAAUGAAAUAUUACGAAUCCCUUGAGAGCUGAUCUUGCACAAAUUUUACACAUAUAGAUAAAUAUUGUAAA
This is a messenger RNA of Drosophila virilis, 4654 nucleotides long. RefSeq names its product Importin subunit beta Fs(2)Ket (gene Fs(2)Ket). Gene Ontology annotation, cellular component: nucleus; cytoplasm. Gene Ontology annotation, biological process: protein import into nucleus. Gene Ontology annotation, molecular function: nuclear import signal receptor activity; small GTPase binding. NCBI's taxonomy places the organism in Eukaryota, Metazoa, Arthropoda, Insecta, Diptera, Drosophilidae. The record is from RefSeq and is a predicted model, not a curated record.